Molecule: messenger RNA, 4736 nt
Organism: Anastrepha ludens (Mexican fruit fly)
Lineage: Eukaryota; Metazoa; Arthropoda; Insecta; Diptera; Tephritidae
Product: mucin-5AC
Exons: 5
Coding region: 237-4463 (1408 amino acids)
Source: RefSeq, a predicted model, not a curated record
UCACGUUGCGUGUGGAAUUUCGAAUUAUUGUGAAAAUAAGACAAAAAAGGUUGAAAUUUAGUGAAAUAUUUGCAGAACUGACAAAUUUCUGUUUAAAAUUAUAUAUUGUGUGAUUUGUGGUAUACUAAGAGUUUCCAAUUGAACCGUGGUUGGUGGGUUUACUGGUCCGGUAUUGCGGUCACAGCCGCGCAUCGUAUUGAACUCGGAGCAUUGAAAACUAGUUUGCUAGUGGCGUCAUGGACAAUCAUGUAACAAUGGAUAGACGUUUUACUUUGAAUAUGACGCAUUUGUCUAAUCCUAUCGCAGAAUCGACAUGUGUUAAUUUGAAUGGCACCGCAACGACUGGCGCCAUUGGUGAAAGGAGCAAUGCUGCUGUUCAAUUCCGCUGGGGAGGUAGCCCCAUAAGUCCAAAAAAUCGUAGCAAUUCAAUAACUUGUUUGAACAACAAUAGUGCGACGCAUAAAAGUAGAUCAACAGCGACGCAGCGUGCCAGAAUGAACCUCAGUAAAAUUGAUCCUAGAGUAUAUGCUGAUGUUCAGAGCCGUGGAUUGGUGUCCCGUAUCGUACAAUAUCAUGAAAAUGGCGCACGUUUAAAUCGCAGUAUGUCAGCAGGUAAUCUGUACAGCAAAUCUGGUCAAUCUUCUAUAGCGCAAUUGCAAAAAACUGAGUUACCCUAUAGAGCAACACAGCAAAAUGUAUCGAUAACACGAAUUGCACCACCAAAGAAAUCUGUUUUCUAUGGUAACACACUUUCAAGCUUAUUGCGUUCAAAUUCUGUGAUUAGCGUACAGAAGAGUGAUGAAGAGAUCUCAUGUGAAAAUCGACCUAUUUUGCAUCCGCCUCCAACGGAGAAUGAAUUGGCUCCAACUCGAAGUGUACUGGACGUUCUUAAGGAGAUCUCACGCAAACGCAUAAACAGUGAUGAUGCAGAUGGUAUCCAUGAUACGAAUAAGAAAUACUGCAACCAAGAUUGUAACGAUUCACCUUACGAACAGCCAGCACCUACGGGCGACCUGAUGAAAAUGGGUAUGCAUAGCGGUUUGGUCACUUCAACAAUGACUACUGCCGUGCAGAGUUAUAAAAGACAACGGGAGCAUAUAGUAGCCCCACAAGAGUACCCACUACACUAUACUCAGAACAGUGUAACAAGUGGGAAUACAGUUAAGAACACAAAUUCGCCAAAGCAAACGCAACGGUCGCCAGAGCAAACUGCAAAAAAGCGACUUUGUAGCUAUAAUAAUGAUAUUACUAGUUCACUUAGCUCAAGCCUCAUACAUGCAAACAAGCGCAAAUUUUAUGAACAGCAGCGCUCAUCGAUCCAGAACUCAUCACCAUCCAGGGUUGAAGAGUAUGAAACACAAAAAUCAAAGAUACAACGCCAACAAUGCGACUUACGUUUCCAACAGGUAGCAAAAAGUAUGAGCUGUACGCCAAUUGUGCCGGUAUCAACUAUACCGUUAUCUCAAAGCGACACCAUGAUGGUACCUUCGAAAUAUACAGAAAAAAUGUCUGAAAUAUCUGCGGAAACAACAGAUGUGCUCAAACGCACCGUUUCAGAACCCCCUCUGGUGUCUAGCAAAAUUUACAGUAAACCGAAAAUAACUCUUUUCAAUCGUAACUACAAUGAAUCUGGUAACUCCAAUCAAAUGAACGGUACUGGUGAAGCAGUUGUAGAAAACAGCACUAAUUUAGAUGAGGGUGAAUGCGCUGAUAUACAAUUCGUGAAACCGAAAAAGAGUUCUGCGAUAAUAAAUAAAAAGAAUCCAUUAAUUGAACGAACACAAAAAUCGAAAUUAGCAAUGAUGCUGAGUGGCUUGCGCGGGGAAAUUUAUCAGGGCGAGGAAGGUGACGAUGAAGUCGACAAACUAUUGAAUAAGAUGCCAGGUGAUGCUACAAAACAAAACAAACCUAUUGGUUCUAAGGAGAACACGGCUAGUAAAGUAUCUACUACAUCCAGUUCAACUGCAACCACAAGCACAACAACUACAGUUACUAAUUUUACAAUGAAAGCCCCAAAUAAAUCAGUAAUUACAUCACCAGAUGCAACAGUUUCUACAAAACUUGUGCCCAAUACCACUGUGAAGACAAUAAACUCACCGACUAGUUCAGCUACAGCAAGUAGCUCUACUUCAUCUCUUGCUACCAGCCCAACAAUGGCAUCUUCUACCCUUGGAGGUUUCAAAUUAACACCCUCGGCGAACACACAAAGCAGCGCAGCCACAACAAAUGUGUCACCAUCAACGUCAGUGGUUACCGCAAAGUCUACUUCGCCUUUGGUUGGCAUAAAAUUAACACCUCAAAAGGCUACACUCAACUUUGCUAAUACAAACAUAGCAGCGCCUACUUUUAAUUUCAACGCCACUUCUACAGCAACCACCGAAGGCACCAAAUCAGUUGCGGGCACAAUAGCAACUGGUAUUGGAGCUGUACCUCAACUUCAGGGAUUUUCAUUCGGCGCCCCAAUAAAGAGCACUACAUCUAGCGAUACUGCGACUAAUGCAACAUUAACAACUACUGCGCCGACGACAACUAGUGUAGUGAUGACAACAGCUACAAUUACAAAACCAGACAGCAUUGGUGGAUUUAAAUUUGGAGCAACAAAGAAUCCAGAGCUUUCAACAGGGGCACCCACAGUAACUGCUCCAACUGCAUUUGCCAGCUUUGCCGCAACUGUAGCAUCAACUUCAUCGCAAGGAAGCACAGAAGCACCCAAACAAAUAUUCACUUUCGGCACUGCUCCCACUAGCACACCCGCAGCGAUUGUGAAACCAACUUUCAAUUUUGGUGGCAGCGCAACGCCUGCAGUCACAACUACUGUUGCUUCCAAAACUUUCACUUUCGGUGCAGCCGCAAAUAUAACAACUGCCACUUCAGCCUCGGCUCCUCCGACGGCAGGCCAGGUGACAACAGCUGCUCCUCAAACUUUAAGUUUGUUUGGCGGAGGAGCGACGAAUAAUGCAUUUACAGCGCCGACGUCAUCGGCUACAAAGCCGAUUGCUUUUGGAGCGGCCUCUAUGACAACUCAAACGACUACUGCGGCUGCCACAAACGCUACGUUUUCUUUUGGUAGUGUUGCCACAGCUACAACCAAUUCAGGAACCCUUGCUGGAGCUGCAACCAAUCUUUUCUCUUUUGGUGGCCAAAAAACAACCACAGCAACCAGCACUGCAACGGCUACAAUCGCAACACCUUUCUCUUUUAGCGCCGGCACACAAAAGACUCCAACAACUGUAAACACAACAAACGCAAAUACCAAUAAGCCAGUCUUCAGUUUCGGUGGUGUUGGCGAGAGUGGUGUUAACCCACUUGGUGGUGCAACUAAGACAAACUCUUCAAGCGGAAAUCUGUUCGCAUUUGGUAGCGCUCCUGCAGCAAGCGACAGCAAGUUGUUUGGCAACAAUAGUGCAGGUACCAACAGCUUGCAAGCAGCGGCUCCCACAACAACUCAACCGGGCACUUUCACAUUUGGCGCAGUUGCGGGUCAAGGAGCAACUCCGGCAUUCGGUGCUAGUGUGACAUCUUCAACACCUACAUUUGGAGUAACUAGUGUAUCAUCUACAACGCCUUUCUCCUUCGUUGCCAACAAUGCCCAAAAAUCUACAUCAGCGCCUUCUGCAGGACCUACCACCACCGCUCCCGCAGGCGGUUUUAGUUUUGGAACAGCCACUACUGGUGCAGCCACCAGUAGCAACACAGCGUCCAGCAAUAUAUUCGGCUCUGCAACUGCGGCGCUACCCAAUCAGACAGCGCCCGCAUCCAAUACAGGCAUGGCAAAACCGGCAUUUAACUUUGGUGGUACCAGCACAAACAUUACUGAUGCCAGCAAAUCUAUAUUCGGUGGUGUCACGACAAACACGGGAAGCACCACCAGCGGUAACAACACCUUCAGUGCACUUGCAGCCGCCAGUAGCAAUCAAACUAAUAAAUCAUUUAAUUUUGGCGCCAGCACGGCCAUAAGCAACAACGCUGCACCUAAUCCCUUUGCCGCUGCAACAAGUAAACCGGCAGCCGGUGGUUUCUCAUUCUCUGCCACUACAGCGGCGAAUAAGGCUGUAGUUUCACCUCCAACAUUGGCAUCCAAUGCCACACAGUUUGCAUUCGGAGGUACUGCUAACUCCGGUCCAGCUGCGUCCACCAGCGCCGCUCCAUUUAGUUUCGGUAGCACUAAUAGUGAUGCAACAGCUAACAAAACAUUCACGUUCGGCAGUAGCGGCAAUAUUCCUGCUGCACUUGGUGCGAACGCAAGUAGUAUAUUUGGAGGAGCUGCACAAGGUGUUGGUAACUCACAACAAACUCCUGCGCCUGCAUUUAGUUUUUCAGCUGGCACUUCAACUGCUGCUACGUCAGCAGCAGGCGCUGCACCUUCUGCUGUUGCAAAUAUAUUUGCAGCACCUGGGGGCAUUAGCAGUGGUGCUGCGGAACGUCCGAUACGUCGUGCGACCCGUCGUCUGCAGAAAACUUAAACAAUUGCAAGGACAACUUCGAUUUCGUAUGUAAAUGACAAAAGAAUAGGUAAAAAUAAAUAUUUUAUUAUAUCAUUAAUUUAUUUAAAUAUCGGAACAAUACAUUUUUCUUUGACAAAUUUACAUUUGUUGUUACUCGACUACGGUACAUAAGUUAAAAAUAAAAGGAUACACGUAUUUUUGUUACAGGAAGCUAGUUUAGACAAAAUGGAAACAAUUGCAAACCUCAAAUAAACUCAAUAAAGGCGAUUAUAUAUAUGUAUGCAACCUAAA